GAGGAAAAUACCAUCUGUAAUAUUCGGUGUAUUAUAUAUAUAUAUGUAUGUAUGGUACAUAUAUAACUAAUAACUAUCUCAUUCAUACGAAGCGGACGUUAAUAACAGUUUGAACAAAGACUAAAGGAUGCUCAGCACUCUCUUCAGACGAUUUCCCAGGUCAACACUAGCAUCGGCGAACAGAAAUCUUACACAAUGCUACAGUGAAACACGACCAAUGACCUACAGCAUCCGACAAAUGGAACACAAAGACUUGCCAGCCAUCAACAACAUAAUGGAUAGCGAGAAAUGGGUGAUGGAGAAGGCAUACACGGAAUGUGCCUUUAAAACUGAUCCUUCCGGCUUCUUUGUCGCCGAAAAGGAUGACGGUGAAAUAAUAGGCUCCCAUGGGUAUAUGUCGCACGCAGAUAACGUAGCAACGAUGGGGCUGUGGAUGGUGAAGAAAGAAUACAGAAAGUCCAACGUAGGAAUGGACUUGUACGGGAAAAUCCAUCAGGAAGUCGGAACCAAAAACCUAGGAACGUUUGUGUGGCCUUAUUAUCAGGAAAAGAUCAAGGAAGAACAUGGCGUCCAGCCAAACAAAGCAUACAUGACGUGGUACAAUUACGGCCACAUCGACCAACGGACGUGUAAGAACAAGGGUGGCGAGGAUUUCACGAUACUCCCCUUAGGACAGGUCAGCCUCCCCGACCUGCUGGAGUACGAUACAGAGAUUCACAAAGUGGCGAGGGAGAAAUACAUGAGGAAUUGGAUAUACCAUGUCAAGUCCAAGACCUAUGUGGCUUUACGCAGCGGUAAGGUUUGCGGAUACGGAGUGCUCCGUUCCCAGGAUUCUUACAACCAGAUUGCUCCCUUGUAUGCAGAUGACAAAAGUGUAGCAAAAGGCUUGUUUCGUAAUCUAGCAGGUGAAGUUCCCAAAGGGGAAAAGGUAGGAUUUUCUUGUCCUUUUGAAAACUCAUCCGCUACAGAGUUCGCUGCUAUAAAUAAGAUGAUGAAACCGGGAAUCCCCCUGGUCAUGAUCUACAAGAAUGAUCCAGUCAACGUCGACACAGACAAAGUGUUUGCUGUGUCAUCUAAUUCAUUCGGCACAUGUUAAAAACUACUACAUAACUCAUGAAAUGUACUGUUAUAUUUGAACCACUGUAAACACAAAUCACGAGAAAAAGAAAAGUGUAGGUCUGUAUAAUUUUUAUGAUAUAGACGUGUUGUUGAGAUUUGUUGUUUUUACAUUUUUAUAUAUAAAUGUACUUUUUAUUAUCAAAAAAUGUCAGAGCAAUAAAGGUUGUAAAUUAAGUUAUUAUUUUUAUAUACAUUUGUAUAUUUUUUAUAUUAUAGACGUGUUGUUGAGAUUUUUUGUUUUUACAUUUAUAUAUAUACAUAUACUUUGUAUUAUCAAAAGAUGUUAUGAUUUAAUGUUACUACG
Molecule: messenger RNA, 1423 nt
Organism: Mizuhopecten yessoensis (Yesso scallop)
Lineage: Eukaryota; Metazoa; Mollusca; Bivalvia; Pectinida; Pectinidae
Exons: 3
Coding region: 128-1096 (322 amino acids)
Molecular function (GO): acyltransferase activity, transferring groups other than amino-acyl groups
Source: RefSeq, a predicted model, not a curated record